Messenger RNA from Paramecium sonneborni, 1274 nucleotides. The record is from the annotation of a GenBank genome assembly. Lineage: Eukaryota; Ciliophora; Oligohymenophorea; Peniculida; Parameciidae.
AGGCAAUAUUUAGAAAAAGAUGAGGGUGCCAUUAUUUUUGGAUAAUGAUUAUAAGUGAAUGAAAAAUAAUAAGUUUAAAAUGUAUUUGUUAUUUUAGUUUAAUAAAUUUUCAUUCUGAAACUUCAAAUGAAUUGCCAAAAUGCUAAAUGCAAUAAGGAUAUACCUUAUAAUUCAAUAUUAAAUGGAACUCAAGUAAGCUGUGAUAGCUGCUCAAAUGCAUUUUAUUGUUCAAUAAAAUGUAGAGAUUUUGAUUGGUAUUAAAUGAUAAGUAAUUUGGUAGGGAAGGAUACCAUUAUUUAGUUUGUAAUGGUUUGUUUGAAUCAGUUCCUAAACUAUCUUUAAGUUAAUUGAAUUAUGAAAUGAAUUUAAUAGGUUCAGGAAGUUUUGGGUAAGUUUAUUUAAAAUAACUGAAUGGAUAUAAUUUUGCAAUAAAAAAAAUAAAUAAAUAUAUUGGGAACAGGGAACUCAAAAUUCAUAAGCUUCUUAAGCAUAAAUAUAUAAUUUAAUUAUUAUAAUUCAUAGAGAAAGAGGAUGAUUUAUAUUUAGUACUGGAAUAUGCAAGUAUUUAAUAAUAAAAGUUUAGAAUAUGGGCAUUUGACAACAAGUUUGUAAAUCGAUCCAAAAUAGGUAGUUUUAUAAUUAUGUAAUGCUUUGUAAUACCUCCAUUAAUAAGGAAUAAUUCAUAGAGACAUAAAGCCAAGCAAUGUCUUGAUAGAUCAUAGAAAAAAUGUGAAAUUAUGUGAUUUCGGUUUGGCUACUCAUAUAGACAUAAUUAGCAAUUUUAGUGGUACCUAUGAGUUUAUGGCUCCUGAAAUUUUAAGGAACUAUCCUUAGUCUUAUUCUGUAGAUAUUUGGAGUUUGGGAUGUUUACUUUAUUGGAUGUUAGAAAAAAAACCAAUAAUAACAGGUAAGGACUAAUGAUAAGGUAGGUACUGAGGCAGAAAUGAUAGAGUAGAUACUUAUUUUUACAGAGCCAAAGUUUACAAUUGUUGAUUAAUGUGCAAAAGACUUAAUUUUGAAGAUGCUUAAUCCGAAUCCUAAUGAGAGAAUUUCUUUAAAUUAGAUAUUCAUGCAUCCUUUUAUUACUAGAGAAGAUUAAAUUAAGAUGAAGGUGGAAGAAUCUUCAAAUUCUUAUUCAGAUGAAACAUAAACAAGUUAUCAAACAUAAUAAAUAGUAUCUUAAUAAAAAAAUAACAGCACAGAUAGAUCUGUGUUAUAGAAGAUUGCUAGUUUGUUUACUUGUAUGGGUAGAGAUAAAUGAAUUAAAAUGACUA